Molecule: messenger RNA, 1083 nt
Organism: Naumovozyma castellii
Lineage: Eukaryota; Fungi; Ascomycota; Saccharomycetes; Saccharomycetales; Saccharomycetaceae
Gene: PPG1
Product: putative serine/threonine-protein kinase PPG1
Exons: 1
Coding region: 1-1083 (360 amino acids)
Source: RefSeq, a predicted model, not a curated record
AUGGAAUUGGACAAGUGUUUGGAAAGGCUCUAUAAGGGCGAAUUACUUCCAGAGGUAACAAUCAGAGCACUUUGUUUUAAAUUAAGGGAGAUGUUGGUGAAGGAGUCCAACGUGAUCCACAUUAGUACACCAGUCACAGUAGUAGGAGAUAUGCAUGGCCAAUUUCACGAUAUGUUGGAAAUCUUUCAAAUUGGAGGGCCUCUUCCUGAUACAAACUACCUGUUUCUCGGUGACUACGUGGAUAGAGGUUUAUAUAGUGUCGAAACGAUCAUGUUGCUAAUAGUGUUAAAACUAAGAUAUCCUAGUAGAAUACAUCUACUAAGAGGGAAUCAUGAAUCGCGACAGAUCACUCAAAGCUAUGGAUUUUAUACUGAAUGUUUGAAUAAAUAUGGAGGUGGUUCCAAAGUGUGGAACUAUUUAACCGAUUUGUUUGAUUAUUUGGUUCUCUGUUGCAUAAUAGAUGAUGAAAUAUUUUGUGUCCAUGGUGGUCUCUCGCCAAACGUACAAACUAUUGAUCAGAUAAAAAUUAUAGAUAGAUUUCGAGAAAUUCCUCAUGAUGGUGCUAUGGCGGAUUUGGUUUGGUCAGAUCCUGAGGAGAAUAACCUUACACAGGCUCUCGAAAAUAGAGAUACGUUCUUUACUGAUUCCUCUCAACAUUUCCAAGUAUCACCUAGAGGAGCAGGCUACACAUUCGGUAGAAGUGUCGUGGAGAAAUUCUUAUAUUCCAACGAUAUGGCUAGGAUUUAUAGAGCUCACCAGCUUUGCAACGAAGGCUAUCAAAUAUAUUUUGAUGGAUUAGUCACGACCGUAUGGUCGGCACCGAAUUACUGCUACAGAUGUGGGAAUAAGGCAUCUAUCUUGGAACUCUAUUCAAAGGAUAAUUUUUACUUUAACGUCUUCACAGAGGCUCCUGAAAACAAGGAAUUGAAUAACAACGUGACAAGUAACUCUGUUACCAACAAGGUCAUCUCAGAAUAUUUUGAGGAUGAACAAGUUGAAGGUUCCUCGAUAGAAUCGGACGUGUUUUCUGAUGCAUAUCAAGCCAAAUAUGCAUCAACUAGGAAAGUCGAGUACUUUUUAUAG